CUCAGCUGUUAACCACGGAAGAGUCUGUCUGUGAGGAUAUUCCUGUGCACAGAGGUGUCCCUGUUCCCUUACGAUGCACAUACAUCACCCUGGGAAUCGCUGAAGCUGUUCUGUGCAGGAGGCACUGCUGAGAUUUCCCCUUGCAGCAAUGGACUUGGACAAACAAUCCGUGUGGGGAUCCCUGAAGCAGAAGACGCGGCCGUUCCUGCGAAACCUGAGCGUGAGGAGGACGAAGAAGAGGUCAGGCAAGAUGCUGGAGAGGAAGGGCCGCUCCUUGGACCGCUGUCUCAGCGUGUCCGUGCCUGACAUGCUGGAGGUGGACACUCUCAUGGAAGAAGAGGAGGAAGAAGAAAUUACUUACUCCAACGCUCAGGUGUUGUCGAGCUGCUCCCCCAAGAGCUUUUCCAGGUCUGUGGUGUCCCUGAAGAGCAGAAACGCUUCGGUGAAGGCGGCGGGAGAGGACUGGCUGUGGGCAUCACAGCAGAGGACGCGGACGGAGGUGACAGUCACCCCCCCAGACAUGCAGGAUGUGGGCAAUCACCUGCUGUCCUCACGAGGAGCUGAGGCUGUGGGCAGCCCCGUGUCCGAGGGGAAGAAGAGGAGAUCCAGCGAGGACCUCUUUGAGCUGCUGCAGAGCUCCCGGCUGAGCGCCGCGCUGAGUGACGAGGGGACAGAGUACCCAUCUGGAGAAAUGGAUUUUGACUCUUCCCUAUCAUCUCAAAACUUUGAUGACCAAAUGGCUCUGGAGGAAGCCAGCGACUGCCUGAGUGAGCUGCCCAGCCCCUUUGCCUACCUGCUGACCAUCCACCUGAAGGAAGGCAGGAACCUGGUUAUCAGGGAUCGUUGUGGUACAAGUGACCCGUACGUGAAGUUUAAACUGAAUGGCAAAACUCUUUACAAAAGUAAGGUAGUCUACAAGAACCUCAACCCAGUUUGGGAUGAAACUGUUGUGCUGCCCAUACAGACCCUCGAUCAAAACCUCUGGAUCAAGGUGUACGAUCGUGAUUUAACCUCUUCAGACUUCAUGGGUUCGGCAUCUGUGGCGCUCACUGAACUUGAACUCAAUAGAACUACUGAACAGGUUUUAAAACUGGAAGAUCCCAACAGUUUAGAAGAUGACAUGGGAGUGAUUGUAUUAAACUUGAGUCUAGCAGUCAAGCAAGGAGACUUCAAGAGAAAUAGAUGGUCAAGUCGAAAGAAAAGAACUUCAUCCAAGUCAAGUUUCACGCGGAACCUGCGGCUCUCGGAGUCGCUGCGCAAGAACCAGCUGUGGAACGGGCUGGUCACCAUCACCCUCUUGGAGGGCAAGAACAUGCCCAGAGGAGGCUUGGCAGAGAUUUUUAUUCUCCUCAAACUGGGGGAUCAAAGAUACAAGAGCAAGACACUGUGUAAGAGUGCAAAUCCUCAGUGGAGGGAACAGUUUGAUUUUCACUACUUCUCUGACAGGAAGGAUAUGUUGGACAUUGAGGUGUGGAGAAAGGAUAACAAAAAGCACGAGGAGCUUUUGGGAAGGUGCCACGUUGACAUUACUGCCCUGCCAGCAAAGCAGACCAACUGCUUGGAGCUGCCUCUGGAGAAACACCCAGGGUCCCUGCUGAUGCUGAUUGCUGUUGCCCCUUGUACAGGAGUGUCCAUCUCUGAUCUGUGUGUCUGUCCUUUGGGAGACCCCAAUGAACGGCAGCAGAUUUCUCAGCGUUAUUGUAUAAAGAAUUCCUUUCGGGACAUGAAGGACAUUGGCUUCUUACAAGUCAAAGUUUUAAAGGCAGUGGACCUGAUGGCAGCAGAUUUUUCAGGCAAAAGUGAUCCUUUCUGUGUCUUGGAGCUGGGAAACGACAUGCUUCAAACACACACCGUUUACAAGAACCUCAACCCUGAGUGGAACAAAGUUUUCACAUUCCCUAUUAAGGAUAUUCAUGAUGUUCUGGAGGUGACAGUGUUUGAUGAAGAUGGAGACAAACCCCCUGAUUUCCUUGGAAAAGUUGCCAUCCCUUUGCUGUCUAUUAGAAACGGUAAACAAAGUUGUUACACACUGAAGAAUAAAGACUUGGAACGUGCUUCAAAAGGAGUAAUUUACUUGGAGUUGGAUGUCCUAUUUAAUCCUAUAAAAGCAAGUAUUAGAACAUUCAAGCCCCGAGAAAAGCGCUUUACUGAGGAGAACCGCAAAUUUUCUAAAAAGAUCUUAUCAAGAAAUGUUGAUCGCGUGAAAAAAAUCACCAUGGCAAUAUGGAAUACAAUACAAUUCCUUUGGAGCUGCUUUCUCUGGGAGUCCACGGUGAAGAGCCUGAUAGCAUUUGUGGUGUUUGUGGUCACCGUCUGGACCGUGGAGCUGUACAUGGUGCCCCUGGCCUUGCUGGUGCUCUUUGCAUACAACUUCUCCCUCGUCACAACAGGGAAGGUCAAUAAUGCCCAGGAUGCCCAGGAGCUUAUGGGCUUGUAUGAAGAAGAGGAUGAAGAUGAUAAGGAAUCUGAGAAAAAGGGGCUGAUUGAGAGAAUCCACAUGGUCCAAGAGAUCAUCAUAGCUGUCCAAAGCAUCCUGGAAGAAAUAGCAUCGUUCGGAGAGAGGAUUAAAAACACAUUCAACUGGACGGUGCCUUUCCUUUCUGUCCUGGCCUGCUUGGUCCUGGCAGCAGCAACAGUUAUUUUGUAUUUUAUACCACUGAGGUACAUUGUUUUAAUCUGGGGCAUAAAUAAAUUUACUAAGAAGCUUAGAAAUCCCUAUGCCAUCGACAAUAAUGAGCUACUAGAUUUCCUCUCCAGGGUACCAUCUGAUGUUCAAAAGGUGCAGCAGGCUGAAUUGAAACCAUCCAGCAGCUCCAGCCCCAUCAGGAAGAAGCGGAGCGCGCUCUAGGAUGCAGCGGGGUUUGGGAAUGCAGCGCCUCCCUCCCUGCACACACGUGCACACACUGCACACCCCUCCCCUCCCUCCUGCUGCAGAACAACACUAGAGACACUGCCACGGACUUUCCCUUUCUUGGAAGAUGUGGUUUUUUGAUAAACGCCUAUCUUGGGUUUCUUUUCUGGGUUGGCGUUUUGGCACGGAAUCCCAAAAAAAAGAGCAAGGUGAAACGUGAAUUAUUUCUUGGGAUGGGGAGGAGAAUGGAAGAGGAUGGUGCAACUGCACCUUUUAUAUUUCUUUUUUUUAUUUCCCCCUUUGAUUGCAGAGACAAGGCUGGAUGUGGCAGCACUCCCUGUGUUAUGUAGGAAGAGAUAAUUCUGCUUAGUGUAGCAGAUCAGCUGAGCUGAUGUGAGGAGAUGCUCUGAACCAGUUUUUAACAUAUCCAACAGAUUUACAUUAAGAUAUGAAAGCUAUUCUUUUCUGAGUUAAAUCACUGUGCCUAGAAAGGUUUAAGCUCUGAAUUAACGAGUCUUUGAUACCCAUCUUCUGUUCAAGCAGCGUACAUUUUAAAAAGUUUUUUAUCAUAAUUAGCAGAAAGAGCUAGGAGCUCCAACAGUAUCUCAAUAUUUCAUCCAGCACUUGUGGGUUUUCCUUUUUCCUUUUUUUUAAAUUCCGUUUUUUUUUUAAAGCCCAGCCUGUGGUUAACUCUUUGUACACUGGAAUCAUCGGAGAUCCAUUGCUGGCAAUGGAUGCAUGAAAACCUUAUGCCGUGAAAGGAUUAAGAGAAAAGGCUAACUCAGUGACCUGAAAAGACUCUGUUGGCUUGCCUUUUAUAAUUCCAUCUCAUCAGAUAUUUUCAGCAUAGCUGUUGUUUUCCUGUCGAAAUCCAGAGGGGUCAACACUACAGAUCCAAGAGGAACAGAAAAACCAACACUUCAUAGCCUUAAAGAAACAAGUGCUUGUGCAGAAAGAGAGCACAUGCCCAAAGAAGUGGUUGUGCAAUAGGGUGCAGGCUUUGGUCCACCACUGAUGUCUUCUUGCAGUCUUUCCUGGUGGUUCACAAGGAGAGGACCCAAAAGUGAAGUCAAGUGGAAACAGCAAUGGAAAGAUAGAAGAAAGGACCCCAUUUUGUGUUCUGUGGAGAAUGUGAUUUUUUGCUUGCUUACCAAUCUUUUAGCAAUUGUGCAUUUGCUUUAUGUAUUUCAGAAAAUGAGCAUUAGUCAGGUUGUUUGACUGGGGAAAUUAAAACACAGAAUCAUGUGUAAAACCUGCUUAAUUUUGCUGAUACUGCAGCCCUCGGUCCUUUAGGUGCUGUGGGACAUUUUGGGAGUGAUUUGUCACCACAAGUCAUUGGCAGCACGAGA
This is a messenger RNA of Melospiza georgiana, 4200 nucleotides long. It is a transcript of the gene MCTP2, whose product is annotated as multiple C2 and transmembrane domain containing 2. NCBI's taxonomy places the organism in Eukaryota, Metazoa, Chordata, Aves, Passeriformes, Passerellidae. Gene Ontology annotation, molecular function: calcium ion binding. Bases 149 to 2848 code for a protein of 899 amino acids. Gene Ontology annotation, cellular component: synaptic vesicle membrane. The record is from RefSeq and is a predicted model, not a curated record. Gene Ontology annotation, biological process: regulation of neurotransmitter secretion. The transcript is spliced from 23 exons.